AUGCACAAUAUGAAAUAUUAUAGGAGUAUUUUAUUUCAAGCAUGUAGAUUUAAUUAUUAUAUUGCGUAUAGGACUAGUGGAUUUUUGGCCUCUAGAGUACUAAAUAAGAACAUAAACAGGCCAGGAAAUGCGCACUUUGGCCUAUACAAAUUGUGGACAAGAGCAACAUAAUUUUUGUAGAAUUUAAGAUUAUAUAGCAAUUGUGGCUUCUAAAAGGUAAUUCAAAGCAACAAAAAUAAGUGAAGCAAAAUAUACCAAUUAUACAAAUAAACCAACCAGUGAAUUUAUAUACACGAACAGGCAAAUAGAAAAAUUAACAAUGAAC
This is a messenger RNA of Nematocida parisii ERTm1, 325 nucleotides long. RefSeq lists its product as uncharacterized. The record is from RefSeq and is a predicted model, not a curated record. The transcript has a single exon. NCBI's taxonomy places the organism in Eukaryota, Fungi, Microsporidia. Bases 1 to 171 code for a protein of 56 amino acids.